Molecule: messenger RNA, 1005 nt
Organism: Rhinolophus ferrumequinum (greater horseshoe bat)
Lineage: Eukaryota; Metazoa; Chordata; Mammalia; Chiroptera; Rhinolophidae
Gene: VAX1
Product: ventral anterior homeobox 1
Exons: 3
Coding region: 1-1005 (334 amino acids)
Biological process (GO): brain development; regulation of DNA-templated transcription; neuron differentiation
Molecular function (GO): DNA-binding transcription factor activity, RNA polymerase II-specific; DNA binding
Source: RefSeq, a predicted model, not a curated record
AUGUUCGGGAAAACAGACAAAAUGGACGUUCGGUGCCACUCGGACGCAGAGGCUGCCCGGGUCUCCAAGAACGCGCACAAGGAAAGCAAGGAGACCAAGGGCGCGGAAGGCAACCUCCCCGCCGCCUUCCUCAAGGAGUCGCAGGGCGCCUUCUCGGCGUCGGGCGCCGCUGAAGAUUGUAACAAAAGUAAAUCCAAUUCCGCAGCCGACCCGGAUUACUGCCGCCGGAUCCUGGUCCGAGAUGCCAAGGGGUCCAUACGAGAGAUCAUCCUGCCCAAGGGCCUGGACCUGGACCGGCCCAAGAGGACGCGCACAUCCUUCACGGCGGAGCAGCUCUACCGGCUGGAGAUGGAGUUCCAGCGCUGCCAGUACGUGGUGGGCCGCGAGAGGACCGAGCUCGCCCGGCAGCUCAACCUCUCGGAGACCCAGGUGAAGGUCUGGUUCCAGAACCGGCGCACGAAACAGAAGAAGGACCAAGGCAAGGACUCGGAGCUACGCUCGGUGGUGUCGGAGACCGCGGCCACGUGCAGCGUGCUGCGGCUGCUGGAGCAGGGCCGCCUGUUGUCACCGCCCGGCCUGCCAGCGCUACUGCCGCCAUGCGCCACUGGCGCCCUCGGCUCAGCGCUUCGCGGGCCCAGCCUACCCGCCCUGGGCGCGGGCGCCGUCGCGGGCUCGGCCGCCGCCGCCGCCGCUGCGGCUCCGGGUCCCGCCGGCGCCUCGUCCCCGCACCCUCCAGCCGUAGGCGGCGCCCCGGGACCGGGGCCCGCUGGGCCUGGGGGACUGCACGCUGGCGCGCCGGCUGCCGGCCACGGCCUCUUCAGCUUGCCGGUGCCCUCGCUGCUCGGCUCGGUCGCCAGCCGCCUAUCCUCUGCCCCGUUGACAAUGGCUGGUUCGCUGGCCGGGAAUUUGCAAGAACUCUCCGCCCGGUACCUGAGCUCCUCGGCCUUCGAACCUUACUCCCGGACCAACAAUAAAGAAGGGGCCGAGAAAAAAGCGCUGGACUGA